AUGAAAAAGUUAUUCUUUUUUUUAUUUAUUUGUAUUUUCAAAAUAUGGACUGAAAAAGCUAAAGCUUCUAAAUUUAUAAGUCUUAAGAAAAAAAAAAAUGCAAACUCAAUUGAAGUAAACCAUUUAAAUAAUAGGGAACAUACAAAUUAUAGUUUUCUUAUGAAUAAAAAAGAAAAUGAUGAUGAAAAAGAAGAUAAAGAUCAUAAUUUAAAAAAAGAUAAAGAAGGAGAUGAAAAUAAUUCAAAUGAAAGAAAACAUGAAGAAGAAAAUUCAAAUGAAAAGAAGCAUGAAGAAAACUCUAAUGAAAAAAGUAAUGAUGAUAAUAGUUUAAAGAAAAAAGAUGAACAUGUACCUGUAGAGAAAAAAAUUAAUAAAGAAAAUUUAUUAGAAUAUGGUACCCAUGAUAAUGAUGGAAAUUUUAUUCCUUCUUAUAAAACAUUAACUGAUGAAAUUCUUUCAACAAAUAAUUCAAUGGAAAGAGCAUCAAGUUUCUUAAAAAUUGCUUGUUCUCAUAUAUUAAAAAUUUUAGAAUUUGUCCCAGAAUCAAAGUUAUCAUCUCAGUAUAUAAAAGUAGAAUCAAAAACUGUUUACUUAAAAGAACUCGGUAUUGAAUGUCAAAAUAUAUAUUUUUCAUUAGAAAAAUUAAGUAUGUCAGUAAUUGUGCUUAAUUCAAAAAUUAACAAAUUGAUAUAUGUAACAGAAAAGUAA
Plasmodium relictum is the source of this 708-nucleotide messenger RNA. RefSeq names its product conserved Plasmodium protein, unknown function. The record is from RefSeq and is a predicted model, not a curated record. The transcript is spliced from 2 exons. NCBI's taxonomy places the organism in Eukaryota, Apicomplexa, Aconoidasida, Haemosporida, Plasmodiidae. The coding region runs from base 1 to 708 and encodes 235 amino acids.